ACAGAAUGCUAAGUCCAGUUCCGGGGUCGCCAUAGUAGCCUAUGUACUAUCUCAGAUCAACACUGAGGUACUUGUUUUUUUUUAUCACCGUAAACACCAGAAAACACGAAAUAAGUACAUUAACUAAGAGAAACACGUUUAACUCUUGAUCAAGAGGACAUCAAAGAGGAUGAAUUUUUUCAGAGGAGUAAUAGGCGGGCAGCCAGCGGGGCCACAACAUUCUGGGGUUGAGACGAUCCAGAAGCUUUGUGAUCGUGUUGCCUCCUCAACACUGUUGGAGGACCGUAGAGAUGCUGUCCGGGCCCUUAAAUCUCUGUCCAAGAAAUACCGCAUGGAGGUGGGCUCACAGGCUAUGGACCACCUGAUUCGUAUUCUUCAAACUGACAGGGCGGACUCUGAAAUCCUUGGGUAUGCUCUGGACACUAUAUACAACAUCAUCUGCAGUGACGAGGAAGAAGAGCAAGAUGAAUCAGAAGAUGCUGUACCCCCUGUUUCAGGGAAGACUAGGAAUAUUCCUGAGGAGAUGCAGAAGCAGGAGGAUGAUGUAGGAGCACAGUUCACAGAGCGGUUCAUCCAGGACCCCGAGAACAUCACACUGCUCCUCACACUCCUGGAGGAAUUUGACUUCCACGUGAGAUGGCCUGGUGUGAAGCUCCUUACAGCCUUGUUGAAGAACCAGUGUGCUCAGGUUCAGGGGAUCAUCCUUGUGAGCCCAAUGGGAGUGUCCAGACUAAUGGACUUGUUAGCUGACUCCAGAGAAGUCAUUCGUAAUGAUGGUCUGCUGUUAUUACAGCAACUCACGAAAAGCAAUGCAGCCAUUCAGAAGAUUGUUGCUUUUGAAAAUGCUUUUGAGCGACUCCUAGACAUCAUUACAGAGGAGGGCACCAGUGAUGGAGGUAUUGUUGUGGAGGACUGUCUGUUGCUGCUGUUGAACCUACUCAAGAACAACAGCUCCAACCAGAACUUUUUCAAGGAAGGCUCCUACGUCCAGCGGAUGAAGCCGUGGUUUGAGGUGGGAGACGACAAUGCUGGCUGGUCGGCUCAGAAGGUCACCAACCUUCAUUACAUGCUACAGCUGGUGCGGGUGCUGGUGUCCCCAGUGAACUCACCUGGGGCCACGGCCAGCUGUCAGAAGGCCAUGUUCCAGUGCGGCCUCCUGCAACAGCUCUGCACCAUCCUCAUGGCUACCGGCGUCCCCGCAGACAUCCUCACAGAGACUAUAAACACAGUGUCAGAGGUUAUUCGAGGUUCCCAGGUUAACCAGGACUAUUUUGCAUCAGUCAACGCUCCAUCCAACCCCCCCAGGCCGGCCAUUGUGGUGCUGCUGAUGUCCAUGGUGAACGAGAGGCAGCCGUUCGUGCUGCGCUGUGCUGUGCUCUACUGCUUCCAGUGCUUCCUCUAUAAAAACCAGAAGGGCCAGGGGGAGAUCGUGGCCACACUGCUGCCUUCCACCAUAGAUGCUAACUCCAUCUCGGCAGGUCAGCUGCUGUGUGGAGGCCUGUUCUCGGCAGACUCUCUGUCCAACUGGUGUGCGGCGGUGGCUCUGGCCCACGCGCUCCAGGACAACCCGACCCAGAAGGAGCAGCUGCUGCGGGUGCAGCUGGCCACCAGCCUGGGCAAGCCCCCCGUCUCCCUCCUGCAGCAGUGCACCAACAUCCUCUCCCAGGGGGAUAAGAUCGACCGGCGGACCAAAUCUGAAAAGGGCAGUAAGGUGCAGACCCGCGUUGGCCUCCUGAUGCUGCUCUGCACCUGGAUCAGUAACUGUCCCAUUGCCGUCUACCACUUCCUGCACAACCAGGAGAACGUGCCCUUUCUGACGGCGCAGAUCUCGGAGAACCUGGGAGAGGACGAGCGGCUGGUGCAGGGCCUGUGUGCCCUCCUGCUGGGCAUCUGCAUCUACUACAACGACAACACACUGGAGAACUCUACCAAAGAUAAGCUAAAGCAGCUGAUUGAGAAGCGCAUUGGGAAGGAGAACUUUGUGGAGAAGCUGGGCUUCAUCACUAAGCACGAGCUCUACUCCCGCGCCGGCCAGAAGCCGCAGCCGGUCUUCUCCACGCCCGAGCACAUGCUCUUCGACCACGAGUUCACCAAACUGGUCAAGGAACUGGAGGGUGUGAUAACUAAAGCUGUCCAUAAGUCCAGUGAGGAGGAGAAGAAAGAGGAGGAGGUGAAAAAGACGCUCGAGCAGCAUGACAGCAUAGUGACUCAGUAUAAGGAGCUGAUCCGAGAACAGGACGCUCAGAUCAACGAGCUGAAGGCGCAGGUAGCCUCCAUGACGGGCCAGAGCGAGCAGAUGCAGAGCACCCUCACACAGCAGCUGGCCCAGAUCCAGCAGCACAAAGACCAGUACAACAUCCUCAAGCUCAAACUAGGUAAGACAGGUGAUCAGUCGGCCUUACAAGGGGAGGGCGCUCAUGUCAACGGCCUGCAGUCAGAGGAGCUGAGUCAACUGCGGGAGGAGCUGGAGGAGCUGCGCAGACAACACGCACAGCUGCAGACACAGCUCGCAGACAAGGCCACACUCAUAGACAGCCUGAAAUCUGAGGCAGCUUCUCCAGCAGAGGCAGCAGCAGGAGCCUCAGACAACUCUGAACUGCUGAAGGAGCUGGAGGCAUUGCGGGCCCAAGUACAGAGCCAGUCUGCUGACAUCACACAGCUCCAGACAGAGAGACAGGAACUGCUGAGGAGAUCCAAGACUGCGGAGUCCGGGUCAGCUAGUGUGGACGGUGGAGUUGACACGGCCAAAGUAGCAGAACUGGAGAAGCGAUUGGCAGCUCAGAGUGCAGAGGCACAGAAACUGCAGGAGGAGAAGAAGAGUCUGAGUGCGAGCCGGGCCGGCCUGGAGUCUGACCUGGCCUCGGCGACCAGCACUGUGGCCAUCCUGCAGGCGGAGAAGAGUAAGCUGCAGCAGGAGGUGCAGGAGUCCAAGAAGGAGCAGGACGACCUGCUCAUGUUGCUCGCCGACCAGGACCAGAAGAUCCACUCACUCAAGCAGAAGCUCAAAGACCUGGGCGAGCCGAUUGACGAUGAGGAUGACCUAGACUCCAAGGACCAAUCUGAAGAGGACGAUGAUGAUGAUGAAGAAGAAGAUGAGGAGGAAGAUGAUGAGUAGACAGACCCUUAGAUACCACCUGUUGUAGAGAAACUGUGUAAGGCGUUUUGGCACCACCACCCCCCCCCCCACUUUCUACUCAGUAGAAGAGAGGGGUCAGGACCUUAGGACUGACCUGCAGUGGCUUCACCCAUCACCAUGUUCCCCUCUCUUAAGAUCUCCUCCAGGGUUUGGAUCCGUUCUUUUCCCAGCGGAACUGAAAAAAAAAAAAAAAAAAACGCAUUCUACAAGGGAUGGUGAAAUACUUUUAGAGUGCGAACACAGCCUUGAGGAAAUGGAAUUGGAAAGUUAAGUAGAGAGAAAUGGUAACCAGCUACCUACUUGUGAGACUGAGUGUGCCUGGGUGUGCCUGGGUGAUUUAUUACAUGUCAUUCAUUACAAGCAACCUUUAAUAAAUGGAAAAAAUAUGCCAAGUUAAUAUGCCAGACUGUCUGUUUUGGGCCAAAACCUAUGACAGUUUUAUAUACAGUAGUACAUAUAAAGUCUGCCUGCGUGAGAAUCGGUGAGAACCUAAUUUUAGUGAUUUCAAUUAUUUUUUUCUUGAGGUAAUUACAAAUUCUCUGGCAAGUUGAAUGUUAUGCCAUGCAUCUUCAGUUGAAAUAGUAAGACCAUGUUCUUGUCAGAAAUGGUUGUGUUGCCUCUUCUUUCAUAGUCAUAAUGCUGUAAAUGUGAAGGACUAUUCAAAGCAUGAUACUACUACUUUGUGUGAGUUCAUACUGUGUUCUUUCUCUGCCUUGACAUGCAGUAGUUCCCUCAGAAUUACAUAUUUGGAGGAUCUCUGAGAAAUCCCCCUUUUCAACAUGUCGUCCCUUGAAAUGUUUGUAUGGUUGAAUGAGGUAGAAUGAAUAAUACUGUCUCAGUCAUUCUGCAUUUUUAACAUCUGGUCCUUUAAAAUAUUAAAUGAUUACAACACUUCACUCAACAAUACUGGAGGAUGCCACAUUUAUGUAUCGUUAGAUGCAUUUAUCUGUAGAAAAUACUUUAUAUGUUGUAUAAAAACUCUAAGCAAUGUACUUUUAGCAUUAUGUUUGUAGGAUUAAGUAUGUUAGAUCUAAAAUAUCUGGAAAACUAAAUUAAUUGCUGCUUUGUGUUUAUGUAUAUUCUAAUUCUUGCUGAAGUAUACAACUAAAUUGAAGUUUAUUUAUUGGGAUUACAAAAAUAUACUUGCAGCAACUUAAUGAUUCCAAUUCUGUUUCCCCAAGGCCUUUGAUGGUAGAAUACAAAUUCAAGUUCCUUUGUUGAA
Molecule: messenger RNA, 4358 nt
Organism: Alosa sapidissima (American shad)
Lineage: Eukaryota; Metazoa; Chordata; Actinopteri; Clupeiformes; Clupeidae
Gene: uso1
Product: USO1 vesicle transport factor
Exons: 28
Coding region: 170-3115 (981 amino acids)
Biological process (GO): transcytosis; intracellular protein transport; endoplasmic reticulum to Golgi vesicle-mediated transport
Cellular component (GO): Golgi stack; ER to Golgi transport vesicle membrane; endoplasmic reticulum
Molecular function (GO): protein binding
Source: RefSeq, a predicted model, not a curated record